Molecule: messenger RNA, 3121 nt
Organism: Vicugna pacos (alpaca)
Lineage: Eukaryota; Metazoa; Chordata; Mammalia; Artiodactyla; Camelidae
Gene: ITPKC
Product: inositol-trisphosphate 3-kinase C
Biological process (GO): inositol phosphate biosynthetic process; phosphatidylinositol phosphate biosynthetic process
Cellular component (GO): cytoplasm; nucleus
Molecular function (GO): inositol hexakisphosphate kinase activity
Source: RefSeq, a predicted model, not a curated record
GGAUCCAAUAUCCACACCGAACCCGAGAGAGCCGGCCUUGGGCCUGAGUCGGGGACCGACGGACAGGCUGAGGUUGAAGCAGCUGGCCUCGGAGCGGAGACGGAGCGGCCCAGCCAAAAGACAGGCAGGUCCAUCCUCCAUACACUUCCAGAAAGGAGCACUCACUGUUCAGAGCUGGAGACAGCCGGUGCCCGGACAGACACCGGGACAGAUGGCUUUUGGGCUGAUCCACACAGGUUCGACCUCCAGUCUCAGCCAGAAAGGGCUAACCUCUGGGCACAGCCAGGGGUUGAUGGGCCCUGGACAGAGCUAGAAAUACAUGGGUCAGAGACCCAGCCAGCGAGGGCCAAGCCCUGGGCUAACCUCUGGACCCACCAGAACAGGUCCAACGCCUGGACUCAACCAGAGGGAGCCUCUCUCUCAACAGAGCCAAGUGCUGAUGGCUCUUGGAAAGAAUUGUACGCUGAUGGCUCCAGGACAAAACAGGAUACUGAAGACCCCUGGACUGAGCUGCACAGUGAUGGCUCCCAGAUACCGCAGGAUACUGAAACAGUCUGGAAACAGCCUGGCACCGAUGGUUUCUCAACACAAGAUACCGAUGGCCUCUGGACACAGCCUGGCACUGAUGGUCCCCAGACAGAGCCUGGGACAGACUGCCUUUUGGGGGAGAACAACCAAGAUGGCCCAUUAGAGGAACAAGAACACGGGGAGUUGGUGACUCACCUGUACUCUCACCUGGAAUGUAGCCCCCUAACCCCUGUGCCCCGCCUCAUCAUCACUCCUGAAACCCCUGAGCCUGAGGCUCAGCCGGUGGAACCCCCCUCCCAGAUUGAGGUGGGCAGUGGUGGCUUCUCCUCUGCCUCCUCUUUCGACGAGUCUGAGGAUGACGUGGUGGCCGGGGGCGGAGGUGCCAGCGACCCUGAGGACAGGUCUGGGAACAAACCAUGGAAGAAGCUGAAGACUGUUCUGAAGUAUUCGCCCUUUGUGGUCUCCUUCCGAAAACACUACCCUUGGGUCCAGCUGUCUGGACACUCUGGGAACUUCCAGGCAGGAGAGGAUGGUUGGAUUCUAAAGCGUUUCUGUCAGUGCGAGCAGCGGAGCCUGGAGCAGCUGAUGCGGGACCCCCUGCGGCCUUUCGUGCCAGCCUACUAUGGCAUGGUGCAGCGGGAUGGCCAGGCCUUCAACCAGAUGGAAGAUCUCCUGGCAGACUUUGAAAACCCCUCCAUCAUGGACUGCAAGAUGGGCAGCAGAACCUACCUGGAGGAGGAGCUGGUGAAGGCACGAGAACGGCCCCGGCCCCGCAAAGACAUGUAUGAGAAGAUGGUAGCUGUGGACCCUGGGGCCCCCACCCCUGAGGAACAUGCCCAGGGUGCAGUCACCAAGCCCCGCUACAUGCAGUGGCGGGAGACCAUGAGCUCCACCUCCACCCUGGGCUUCCGGAUCGAGGGCAUCAAGAAAGCCAAUGGGACCUGCAACACUAACUUCAAGAAAACCCAGGAGCUGGAGCAGGUGACAAAGGUGCUGGAGGACUUUGUGGACGGAAACCAUGCCAUCCUGAGAAAGUACGUGGCACGCCUAGAAGAACUUCGUGAAGCUCUGGAGAACUCCCCCUUCUUCAAGACCCACGAGGUGGUAGGCAGCUCCCUCCUCUUUGUGCACGACCACACCGGCCUGGCCAAGGUCUGGAUGAUCGACUUCGGCAAGACAGUGGCCCUGCCUGACCACCAGACGCUCAGCCACCGGCUGCCCUGGGCUGAGGGCAACCGUGAGGACGGCUACCUCUGGGGCCUGGACAACAUGAUUCGCCUCCUCCAGGGCCUGGCUCAGAGUUGACCCGCUCGCCCAUCCCCAGGUUUAUUUAUUGGAUGGUGACCGUCUGGCUGGAGGGGCCCCGAGAUGCGUGGAGGCCUGAGGUUGGCCAUGGGGGAGCUGAAGUCCAGGGAUGGGAGAGGUUGUGUUGCACACCACGCAGGACCAGCGUGGAAGAUCGAAGGGCCUUUGGAGAUCAGGGAGCGCCUAAUCUUCCAUGACACAGGGGUUGUUAAGAACUGGCAAGGCAGCGUGACCUGGUUGGGUCCCACCAUGAGUCAGAACCAGACUGGGUCCUCUGACCAGCCAGGAAGGGGCUGCAGAGGGUGCAACUAAACCACGCGCCUUGGAAGAACACAAUGCAGAUGCCGCAAGGCACAGGCGUGACCUUGGGCCUGUCACCACAUGAAUGACUGUGAUCACUGCCUCCUUGUCAGCCCCUCCCUCUGCAAGCUGGCUCCCUGUGGGGCCCCGGAGAACCAGACCUUAUUUGUGAACAAAUGUAAGAGCCAUUGGUUCACCACCCAGACUAGUUAUAGCCCCAGCUCUUCAUCCGGGGGCGGUGGGCACUCAGAGUGCCAACUGGCUCUAAGGGUGUGGCCCCACGGGACUGGCCUGGGAGCUGACACUGCUGGGCGGGGCCUCGUUCACCCUGUCCUCUCCACCUUUGGCCCCAUGGCAUCCUCCCUACUCCUGGGAGAACUCUGCUGACCCCUGCAGACUAAAACCACGGCCAAGUCCCGUGUCAGCACUGUGACCAGCACAACCUUGUUCCUCGGGCACCAACCUCAGCCUCGGGACUUCCUCAUCUGCCCUUUACCCUUUUCUGUCUCCUUCCUCCUAGCGGACUAGACUGCGGUGGCAGGAAGGACUUUCAGAUGGAGAAGAAGGCUUGGGAAUCAGCUGCCUCCCUCGGGAGGCCCCCAUCCCUAGCCUCUGCCGUGAAGAGGCCCUGCUUUGGCCUGAGGCACAGGGUGGGUGGGGCUACUGGCCACCACCUUGGGCCUGCAACCUGGUCCAAACCAAAGACCCCAGCACCCUGAGGUGUCUUCCUCCUGCACCUAACUCUGGGUUCCUGGCCUGCAAGGCUGGACGUGGGGAGGACAGGCACCUCCCUCUCCUUAAGCCAAAGCUCUAACGUGGUCUUCCAGGGCCGAGGUGCGCUCCUUUUCUACUGACUAUCUUUAUUACUUAUUUAUACGUGAGAGGUAGUUGUUAGGUGGGGCAAUGCUGGGGAACAGGAGGCAAAAUCAGUGCACCGUCUCCCCCCCAUGAGGACACCCCAAUAAACAGCACAUUCAGAGUCAGUUUU